AUGGGUACCCAGCCCGCCUCGCCGCAGGCUCAAGCAUGUGAUCUCUCCCAUCCAGCUGCCGAUACCAAUUUCAGCUUUACCCCCAUUAAAGCAUUACGUGCACUGCCUCGUUUAUGGGAGCGAAAACCAGCAACUCCGUUCCAAGCCGGACCAAAGUCACGAAAAUUGUGGAAGCGAGUCGCUACUUCUUUUACAACCAUGAAGUCAAUCGAUUCAACCAGCACUAUGCAACAUGAUCCGUUCCAGGCCGCUAUCAAUUCGUCGAGAGAUGCGAGCUAUGUUCGAGGCGUUAAGCGUCGCUGUGUUGGAUCAGCCGAGCCUGAGAAUCGCCCGAUGUUUCAGAUGCAGGACAGUGGACGCUCAUUCCUCGAGACUAAGUGGGAAGCAGACACAAGUCGCCAUCGCAGGAAAAUGGCGGAGCCCCAGAUCAAUAUUUUUGAUGAGAGUAAAGAAAAUGGUCAGAGUGACUUGGCCAUGACUGGGUCACCUCAGCCUUUGAGUUCUCUACGAAGCCCAUUGAAGACAACUGUUUUCAAUGAUGAGAUCCCUGUUGAGAAUAUGAACACCGUCUCUGACGUCAAAUCCAUCGACAGCCCACGGCCUGGAUCUGUGGCCCGGCAGCCGUGCAUGAUGAUCGGCAAUGCAGGAAACAAUCAAGAUGAACAAAUGGCACCAACACCGACCAAGGUUGUGCGGGAUUCCAACCAGCAGCAAAAGGGCUCACUUGUGCGCACAGCUUUGCGAAGCUCACUCGAUGGAUCGGAUACAGAACUACUCAAUGACUUUCUGUCCAAAGCAGCAGCAAAGCGUGCCGCGAAAGCGGCCCAGGACACCCAAGAGAACGAUUCAAAUGAAAAUUCUUCAAGCUCAGAAGAGUCGCCAGAAAUUGAAUGCGCCACACCACCCUCCCGUCGCGCCCUUGGAGCUUUGGAUACAAAUUCGCCUUCGCCGAUCAAGCUCGUCGUACCCUCGCCCAUCAAACAAGACGAGAACCCAGACGAAGAGUUGCAGGAAAAUCAAGUGAUCAAGAAGGAUAUCCUGGACGAAGAUCUAUCCCCUGCGAGCCCAACCUGCAGAAGAAGCUCGCGCGUCAAAGCCACUCCUGCCCCUGCUACUGCGCGUAACACAAUCUCCUUGCGUCGGGCUCAAGGCAAUGAAUUUGUCUUUCUGCAGCGCACCGAAGUUCAAGAAAUAGCAUUGGCUACAAAGAAAAAUACCCGACAGAAUAGAGGCGAUGCUGUGCUUCCUAAGUUCCGCCUCGAGGCCUUGGCUAAAGAGCAUACUGAUGGCCCAUCUGAGACAGAAGUUUCUACGAAGCGCCGUUCACCUGCACGGAAGAGCUUGAAAUGGAAUGAAGACCACCUCAUCGAGUUCGAAGAUGAGAGACAGACUUCUGAAGAUCCCGUUGAUUCAGAGGGACACAACAGCAAGAAUGACGUCGGAGGAACUACUCGAUCAAGAUCUACAGCACAGCGCCCAGAGAAGAAAGCAUCUAGCCAACGAAAGAGCCGUAGCCAGGUCCAAGAUGUGUCCAAUAACGACGAAACCGACAGUACCCCGAGCGCUCCCGCUCCCGCUGCACAGACUGAUGCACCCACGCGAUCGCGACGAGUGCACAGUCUGGGGAAAUCAACUUUGACCUCGGGUACGCCCGUAAAAACAGGAAGCGGCCGUAUCAGCAAGCCACCCGCUCCUUCAGCCCCCACAGCGACAGCUACAGGGCCCUCAACUCCCACUAAGCCCCGCCGCAAGCUAGUUCCCAAGUCACCUAGUUCAUCGCUGUUGACUGCUCCACCUGCUAAGAACGGUGUCACCACUAGCGACCCGUCCUUUGUGAGUGGUAUUCCCACACGCAGCGCAAGCUUACAUGCUGGCAGCUCUGAGGGGACAAAGCGGAAGAGUAUGCUUCAAGCCAGUGCGGGGUGCACACCCAUGCCUCGCCGUGUUCGAGCAAGGAGCUAA
This is a messenger RNA of Penicillium angulare, 1962 nucleotides long. RefSeq lists its product as uncharacterized. The record is from RefSeq and is a predicted model, not a curated record. Bases 1 to 1962 code for a protein of 653 amino acids. The transcript has 3 exons. NCBI's taxonomy places the organism in Eukaryota, Fungi, Ascomycota, Eurotiomycetes, Eurotiales, Aspergillaceae.